AUGGCUUUGUGUCAGAAUCGUCUCCAGGAGGAGAGAAAGCAGUGGCGACGUGACCAUCCAUUCGGUUUCUACGCAAAGCCCCAGCGCAAUUCGCAAGGCUUACUCGACCUGAAGAACUGGGAGUGCGGUAUUCCUGGAAAAGACAAGACUCUGUGGGAAGGUGGUCUAUUCAAAAUGAGCGUUAUAUUCCCGGAUGAAUACCCAACGAAGCCACCGAAGUGCAAAUUCACUCCUCCGCUCUUUCACCCAAAUGUGUACCCCUCGGGGACCGUGUGCCUGUCGAUCUUGAAUGAAGAGGAAGGGUGGAAGCCAGCCAUCACAAUCAAGCAGAUCCUCUUAGGCGUCCAAGAUCUCCUCGACGAUCCCAACCCCGAGUCGCCAGCUCAAGCGGAUGCAUACAACCUGUUCAAGAAGGAUAAGGCGGCUUACGAGGCAAAGGUCAAGAGGAUUGUUCGGGAGAACCCUGCGCCGUAG
This is a messenger RNA of Pseudogymnoascus verrucosus, 474 nucleotides long. It is a transcript of the gene UBC9, whose product is annotated as E2 SUMO-conjugating protein ubc9. Lineage: Eukaryota; Fungi; Ascomycota; Leotiomycetes; Thelebolales; Thelebolaceae. The record is from RefSeq and is a predicted model, not a curated record. The transcript is spliced from 4 exons. Gene Ontology annotation, molecular function: SUMO conjugating enzyme activity. Gene Ontology annotation, cellular component: nucleus. The coding region runs from base 1 to 474 and encodes 157 amino acids. Gene Ontology annotation, biological process: protein sumoylation.